AUGUCGGUGAAGCGGGCGAUGCGUCUGUUUCGGCACCGACUGCCGGCCACCGCUGAUGUGAUCGAGUACCACCGAGAGCUGCGUCUGCGGCUGGUAGCUACCCUCAGCGAGUGCACCAAGGCCGUGCAGCACGAGUUUCACGACAGCGAUGAGCCCAUUCCGAGCGGCGAGCUCACCAACGAGCUGUGCCGCGCGCUCGAGGCGCUCUUCAUCCACGGCCUGCGCGACUCGUUCCUCGAGCGGGUGACCAGCGCCAUCAGUGACACGCGCCCGCCGGAGCCCAACUUCUGGCCGCCGCUGCUCGUCGUCAGCCACAGUGAUGUCAUCGAACAGAUCGGCGCCCUCUCCCAGAUCCGCACCGACAUCGGCAAGGCGCGCUCGUGGCUGCGCGGCGCGCUCAACGACGGACUACUCACCAGCUACAUGGCUAUGAUCAUCGCCGAUACUCGCCUGCUCGGCUAUCACUACGACCGACUGUCGUUGAUGCGGGACCAGGAGCAGAUGGAGAUCGUGAUGCGCUACCUGCAGGGCCUGGAGACGCUCCGGUUCGCGUUGGCCACCAACUCGAGCCUGCUCAAUACGUGGGACGAAAUGUCGCUGGAGAUGGCGGGCAUCUGGUUCCAGCCGCGGCGGCUGGGACGGGGCGCCGUGGCACAGGCGCAGGACGUGGCGGCUGCUAUACCCGAACAGAAACCGCGGCCGCAGCCGCCGGCCGAGCUGGCGCUGCCGCUGCCCGAGCCGCGAGCGCCCACACUCAUCAUGAAUGCGCUCGACCCGGACAUGGCGUUCGACGUUAUCAUGCGCUCGUCGUGUGUAGAGAGGCCGUCGGCGAUGAUCAAUGAAACUACCAGCGGAGGUGGCGGCGCGGGCACCAACUCCGAGGCCAGCAGUCUGGCCGGCGAGGUGGCGGCGAUCACCGGCCGGCCGCCGCCUCCGAGCGAGUCGUACAUCAGUGUGCUGGAGUCGUACCGCGAGAGCAGCCCGCGCGCCCGCUCCCUGAUGCAGACACCGGACGUGCAGUUCAUGUACGGACGCAGUGUAGACAGCUCGGGCGCGUCGGCUGCCUCGUCGGCCGGCGCCGCCAACGAUCUGGAGGGGAGCGGCGAGUCGGAAAAACCGCCGGCGGAGACCGCGGCGCCAGACUCGGCCGGACAGAGUGAGGAGAAGCCGGCCGCGGACGAACAGCCGGUGCCGGAAACAGUGGACAGUCGCUACUACUGGCUGACGGAUAUUCCUGCUGAGGGAGCUCUGGACAAACAGCAGUACACGUGCGGUAGCUGCCACCGGUUCGUGGGCAUGCUGUACGGAGAGCCGCGCCUCUGUACCCUGGACGGCGCUCUGUACUGCGGCGACUGCCACACGGGCCGCGACCACGCCCAGCUCCCCGCCCGCAUCAUACACAACUGGGACUUUGACCGAUACCCGGUGGCGCGCUGCAACCGAGAGUUCCUCGAGCAGGUUGACUCGGAGCCUACUAUCAACGUGGCCGAGCACAACAUCAGCAUCUACAACGUUAGCGCCGAGAUGGACCGCGUGCGCCUGCUGCGUGUUCGACUCGUGUUUCUGAACGCGUUCCUGCACACGUGUCGGAGCGGCGCGGCCGCCGAGCUGGAGCGCCGUCUGCAAGGGCGCCGCCACCUCUGUGAACACGUGCACCUGUACGCGCCGGUGGACCUGCGUGACACGCGGAACGGCUCUCUGGCGAGCACCCUGCAGACGGUGGUCGAGUUCGCUGUGGAGCACGUGAUGAACUGCGGCCUGUGCAGCCAGCGCGGCUUUGUGUGCGAGUUCUGCCGGGACGAGAACAUCAUCUACCCGUUCGAGCUGGAGACGACGCGCCAGUGCCGGCAGUGCUGCGGCCUGUACCACAGCCGCUGCUGGCGCCGGCCGACUCCGUGCCCGCGCUGCGAGCGCUACCGGCGCCGGGCCGAGCUGCGCCAGCUGCUCGAUGAGCCGCAGCUGGACGGCGGACAGAGCACGCCCGCCGCCGGCGCGCAGUCCGAACAGUAGCUGAUGUGCCGCGCUCGGCUCACUAUGUGUGAUGGUGCUGUGCGGGUCCGCGGCCGACGCUUAGUGUGAUGUGCGGGUCAUUUAGCCGUGGUCUCUGCCGGGCGUGGACUGCCGUUGAAGACUGACUCAGGUCUGAUAGACGUGUAGUGUGGUGUGUGAACUACAGAGGCUGAAGGAAUGACCGCUAAUGUGCCUACCUGGCCAGUCGCGUGCGCCGUGAUCUAUUUUUGGAGGCGCUGACACUUGGGAGCAAUGCGCCCGUUUACGGUCACUUACGCAUAGAUUGCGACGGACGCAGUGUAGCGGUAAGAAGAUUGAGUGUGUGACAAAGAUGCGCUGACACUUGACACAAACAUGAUUCACGCUUGUGAGAUAUGGGGUACGUGUCGCACAGUUCCUUACCAUUGACUCUCCACCCAAUAAAAUGGUGUAUGUUUCAUUCUCUCUAUUGUCCUACCACUGCAGUCAGUUUGCAGUUCAAGUAUAUAGGGCCUUGGUCGUUUCAUUCGCAUGACGCAGCUUUGUCAAACAUUUAAGUACCCAGCUGUUGGGUGGAAACGUUAUACAUAUAUGCUGUUUGUGUUAGUCUCGAUUCGAUCAACCCAGGUAAACUUAUUUAUUGACCUCAAAACGAAAUCGGUGAUUGUGUACCGUCUCUGGUCUUGAAAAUAAAGAUUGUCCAUUAUAAA
Messenger RNA from Amphibalanus amphitrite, 2699 nucleotides. Its product is annotated as pleckstrin homology domain-containing family M member 1-like. The record is from RefSeq and is a predicted model, not a curated record. The transcript has a single exon. The coding region runs from base 1 to 2010 and encodes 669 amino acids. Lineage: Eukaryota; Metazoa; Arthropoda; Thecostraca; Balanomorpha; Balanidae.